Molecule: messenger RNA, 399 nt
Organism: Nannospalax galili (Upper Galilee mountains blind mole rat)
Lineage: Eukaryota; Metazoa; Chordata; Mammalia; Rodentia; Spalacidae
Product: 40S ribosomal protein S26-like
Exons: 1
Coding region: 100-399 (99 amino acids)
Biological process (GO): translation
Cellular component (GO): cytosolic small ribosomal subunit; ribosome
Molecular function (GO): mRNA binding; structural constituent of ribosome
Source: RefSeq, a predicted model, not a curated record
CGUUGCUAAGAGCAAAACGUCCCCAGGGGCUCUGGCAGUGUGAGCGAGCGCAGGAAUCUCCUGCUUUACAAGAGCGCAGCCCCGGAUCCUCACUGCAAGAUGACCAAAAAAAGAAGACACAACGGUCGCGCCAAAAAGGGCCGGGGCCAUGUGCAGCCCAUUCGCUGCACGAACUGCGCCAGUAAGAAGUUGGUUAUUGGGAACAUAACAGAGGCCACCGCUGCCAGGGACUUAUCUGAGGCGAGUGUCUGCAAGGCUUACGCGCUUCCCAAGCUCUGUGUCAGGCUGCAUCAGUGCGUUCAUAGCAAGGUGGUCAGGAGUCGAUCUCGCGAAGCUGGGAAAACACCCCCACCACCAUUUACACCUGCUGGUGCUGCCUCACAACCUCCACCCGUGUAA